Molecule: messenger RNA, 2641 nt
Organism: Amphiprion ocellaris (clown anemonefish)
Lineage: Eukaryota; Metazoa; Chordata; Actinopteri; Pomacentridae
Gene: cyp2u1
Product: cytochrome P450 2U1
Exons: 5
Coding region: 120-1724 (534 amino acids)
Biological process (GO): xenobiotic metabolic process
Cellular component (GO): cytoplasm; intracellular membrane-bounded organelle
Molecular function (GO): iron ion binding; oxidoreductase activity, acting on paired donors, with incorporation or reduction of molecular oxygen, reduced flavin or flavoprotein as one donor, and incorporation of one atom of oxygen; heme binding
Source: RefSeq, a predicted model, not a curated record
CCACAACACAGGAAGUGCUUGAACUGCCUGUUAAACAUCCUUAGACAUCUAAGUUAUCGGGUUAGACUUCAGAAAUGUGUCACCAGCUCGUUGUGUUUGUCCCGGUUUAACUCAAAGCCAUGGUGUCUCUGUCGUGGUUGAGCGGCUCUGUUCUGUCAAACGCAAACGUCGCAGCUUUACUGCUUUUCCUGCUGGUGUUUUUCCUGCUGUAUCGGAAGAAGCGGGACUCGGUGUAUAGAAACAUUCCUCCAGGACCGAAGCCAUGGCCGGUGGUCGGAAACUUCGGCGGGUUUCUGGUUCCGUCCUUCAUCCAGAGGAGGACCGGGCAGAGGGCGAGCAGCGGCCCCACCAGCCCCAUGGAGGCUUUAUCGGGACUGAGCAGAACUUAUGGGAACGUGUUCAGCCUGUUCGUGGGGACUCAGCUGAUGGUUGUUUUAAAUGGAUAUGAAGCGGUGAAGGAUGCUCUGUCAAACCACCCAGAGGUGUUCUCAGACAGACCUGACAUCCCCGCUAUUACCAUCAUGACCAAACGCAAAGGGAUUGUCUUUGCACCUUAUGGGCCAGUAUGGAGAAAGCAACGCAAGUUCUGCCACGCCACACUGCGAAGCUUUGGCCUGGGGAAGCUGAGUCUGGAGCCUUGCAUCCAGGAAGGCCUCGCUACCAUCAGAACAGAGCUACUGCGGCUGAACGAGGAGAGCAGCGGCGCUGGUGUGGACCUGGCUCCUCUGAUCAGCAACGCCGUGUCAAACGUCAUCUGCUCGCUGAUCCUGGGUCAGCGCUUCCAUCAUGACGAUCGCGAGUUCCGCAACAUGCUGGACCUGAUGGUUCACGGGCUGGAGAUCUGCGUGAACAGCCCCGCAGUCCUCAUCAAUGUCUUUCCACUGCUCUACUAUCUGCCCUUUGGGGUCUUCAAGCAGCUACGGCAGGUGGAAAAAGACAUCACGGUGUUUCUAAAGAGGAUUAUUGCAAAGCACCAUGAAACACUAGAUCCUGACAAUCCACGGGAUCUUGUAGACAUGUAUUUAAUGGAGAUGUUGGCCCAGCAAGCUGCCGGAGAGAAGGACAGCAGCUUCAAUGAGGACUAUCUCUUUUAUAUUAUAGGAGAUCUCUUCAUUGCUGGCACUGAUACAACCACUAAUUCAGUUUUGUGGAUUCUGCUCUAUAUGGUCUUACACCCUGAUGUCCAAGACAAGGUCCAGGCAGAGAUUGAUGAAGUGGUGGGCAAACAUCGGGUCCCAUCUUUUACUGAUCGAGGAAGUUUGCCUUUUACUGAAGCCACCAUCAUGGAGGUACAGAGACUGACUGUGGUGGUUCCACUGGCUAUUCCUCACAUGGCCUCAGAGACAAAAGUGUUCAGAGGCUACACUAUUCCUAAAGGAACAGUUAUUAUGCCCAACCUGUGGUCUGUCCAUAGAGAUCCCACUGUGUGGGACGACGCAGACACUUUCAAACCUGCACGCUUCCUGGACGAUGAGGGAAAGUUGCUCAAGAAAGAGUGUUUCAUACCAUUUGGGAUUGGUCGCAGGGUGUGCAUGGGAGAACAGCUGGCAAAGAUGGAGCUUUUCCUGACGGUCACCAGCUUACUGCAGGCCUUUAAAUUCAGACUGCCGGAGGGAACGCCUCCUCCUCCGCUGCACGGUCGCUUUGGCCUGACACUAGCACCUUAUCCAUUCACUGUGUGUGUGAGCACUCGUACUAGUAACAGUGGAACAGACUCUCUGUAAACUGAAGACUCCGAAAAUGUUGACCAAGGUCUCCUGCAGAGACGCUGUAACAUUUAAGCAGUAUUUAGAUACACUUUGUGGCUCCUCUGUGCAGAAGAAAUCACAGAAUAUACACUACUGUUCAAAAGUUUGGGGUCACUUAUAAAUGCCCUUAUUGUUGAAAGAAAAGUAUUUUUUUCAGUGAACAUAACAUUAAAUUAAUCAUAAAUCCAGUCUAGACAUUGUUAUUGAGGUAAAUGACUAUUCUAGCUGGAAAUGGCUGAUUUUUAAUGGAAUAUCUACAUAGAGGUACAGAGGAACAUUUCCAGCAACCAUCACUCCUGUGUUCUAAUGCUACAUUGUGUUAGCUAAUGGUGUUGAAAGGCUCAUUGAUGAUUAGAAAAUCCUUGUGCAAUUAUGUUAGCACAUGAAUGAAAGUGUGAGUUUUCAUGUAAAACAUGAAAUUGUCUGGAUGACUCCAAACUUUUGAAUGGUAGUGUACAUUUUUUUCUUAAGUUCUAAAUUAUUUCUCUAAUUAUUCAAGCAAUUGUGUCCUAAAAUUUCAAAAGUAAUUACAAAUACUGAUGAAAUGCAGAAAUCACCCCAAUACACAGUGAAGUCUCAGAACUGUCAAAAUUGAACGUCAUUUACAAUUUUUUUUAAUAGGAUAAUUACAUAAUGAAGUCAGUAUUGUAUGUCAGAUGCCUUCGAUUUUGAAAGACACCAAGUGAUUUUCUUUAUUGAUGUUUUUUUCAGUUAUUGUUUUAUGAUUUUAACUGCUGUAUAGAGAUUAACACACAUAACUUUCCAUAUAAUAUAUAAAAGUUUAUUUUUCUGCUUGGGCAUUUCAAAACAUAUUUCCUUACGGACUUGAUGUACAAGUUAUUGAAAGCUUGAAGAAUAAAAUAUAAUAUUGUAAUAAUAAUGGCCUUAAUAUA